Messenger RNA from Apiotrichum porosum, 1677 nucleotides. RefSeq lists its product as uncharacterized. NCBI's taxonomy places the organism in Eukaryota, Fungi, Basidiomycota, Tremellomycetes, Trichosporonales, Trichosporonaceae. The coding region runs from base 1 to 1677 and encodes 558 amino acids. Gene Ontology annotation, biological process: positive regulation of transcription by RNA polymerase II; DNA-templated transcription. Gene Ontology annotation, molecular function: sequence-specific DNA binding; DNA-binding transcription factor activity, RNA polymerase II-specific; zinc ion binding. The transcript is spliced from 2 exons. The record is from RefSeq and is a predicted model, not a curated record.
AUGGGGCAGAGCCCAAGUUUGGUCACUUCGGAGGCCGUGGCGGAGGCUCCUCCACCCCCCAGCCUCCACACAGUGCCCCCAAGACUGGCUGCGCGACCCGCCGUCGGCGGCUACGGCCCAAGCCUUGCGGAGCGCAUCGUGUGUCAGGUGCUCACGACGGACAUGGGCUUGUCUCUACGGGGUGCGAUCGGACAGCAGUUGGGUGCGUCUGGAGACGACCCGGAGGACGCACUGUCUUCGAACGCGAUCACGGCGUGGCCGCCCAAGUCACUUGCCGUCAAGCUCGUCGAUCUUUUUUUUGAGUACCAUAUUGCGUUUUACCCCAUCUACAACCAGGACGAGGUUGCAAAAGAUAUGGACGAACUCUACGGUGUAACGCAUCCUGGCGUACCAACCCCGUCAACGUUCACUGUGCCAGACUACCGCAUCUUCCGUCUAUUUCUUAUCCUUGCGCUGGGAUGUAACCUCCUCGAGACGGAGCGGGGCACACCACGGACCGACACGGCAACGUCGCUGUGCAGAUAUGCUUUGGAACACUUUCCAGCAGUGUUCCGCGUCAGUGAUCUGGCGUGUAUUGCUGGCCUGGUGACGUUCACGCAGUACUGUAUCCUCGACUUUGGCCGCACUUCUCCAUACCAUGUUGUCGGGGUAGUUGCCCGCUUCGCCAUGGAGCUGGGUCUGCAUAGGGACGACUCCUCACUCCCGCUUGCUGAACAAGACGCCCGGCGACGCGUUUUCUACACUGUGUACAACCUCGACCGCGUCGUGGCUGUUUCCCUCACAAAGCAGGUCACGAUCCCAGACAGUGUCAUUACCGCCCAGCUGCCAACUGCCUGCGCUACCCGUCUGCAGAGCUACCUGGACCCAGCCGAGUGGUUCGCACAUGCGAUGGCCAUGCGGCGCCUCUCCGGCAUUAUUCUCGACGAGGUCUACCUUGCACCUCGGCUAGGCGACCUCGAGGAGCGGGAACUCACCCUCGCGCGCAUCCACAACCUUGUUGAUGACUGGUACGACGGGAUACCUCGCGAUGCGGCGGGCGAGUGCGUGCCGCUUUUUGAGCUCUACUACAACGUACUCCUUACCAACCUACACCGUCCCUCACCACUGUGCACAUCCACGCAAGCGCUGCGCAUGGUGUCGUUGCGCCGCACUGCGUACCGCACUAUAGAGCUCUACAGGGCAGUCCGCGCACAACGCGGCCUUGCAGAGAACUAUGUGCACCUUGCCAACAUUGUGACUGUCGCCGUCACCGUUGUGUACACCCUUUUGGAGGCGGACGGCAACCCGCGCAAUCUGGCACUCCGUGCAUGGCGGCGCGAGGCCUUUGCGCAGGUUGACGUUUGCGAGCAGCUCCUGGCCAAUUUCUGCAUCAACUGGCCUGGCGUGUCACGCUUCUGUAGUGCGUUCAACGUCCUUGCCAACGAGGUCCGCGGCAAACUCGGCGGCCAGCCAGCACCUCCACCAGCCGUUUGGCCUCUCGUUGCUCCACAACAGACACAGGUGUCCGGCUUUUCAGAUACAGGGACGUCGCCCCAGUUCUCAGACCAAGGGCAGUGGGAUGCGUGGGCGGCUCCAGCACUCCUCACAGAAGCAGACAUGCAGAUGGCCCUCUCAGGCAUUGGCGUGGACGCGCUCCUGGCGAGUGUGGGUCUGAAUGUGUUUGCCGAAGUGGAGUGA